AUGGUUAUUGUACCUGAAGAUUUGGAUGUAACACAGAUUGAAGAGACAAUGCAGACAAUCAAGUGUUUGGGCCGCGUACGAGUAAGAGGUAGGAUGUUCAGAGAUAAGCUCAAGUGUUUCCUUGUUCUCUGUGAGAGUAAAGAGAAAAUUGAUCCAAAACUAGUACCCCCUGAAGUCGUGCCGGUUUCUGGAGCAGAACCGUGGAAAAUUGUCACCUCAAGUGGAGCUGAUACUAGUUCUGAGGACUUUGCCAGAAAAGUGCACAUCCUACUUCAGAGUGAAGGGAGAAAAGUUGAGGAUAUUAAGGCCAUGUUUUCAUCCUCUGCGUCCGAAAACUCUUCGCCUGAUGCUAUUAUCCGCGCUGUUGGAGAUCUGUUAGAAAAGACUGGAAAGAGUUCAAGUGAAAUAGGAGGUUAUAGACGGUUGAGGAUGUUCUCUGGAAUAAUACCUACUCCUGCAUGUGAGGAACCAUUUGAACACUGGAUGGAACAAGCAUGUUUGAUGGUGGAAGAAAGUGAGUGUCCCAUUAAAGAAAAGAAAAGGAGGCUCAUUGAGAGUUUAAGAGGCCCAGCAUUAGAAAUCAUCAAAGCUGUGCGUGAUUCUGACACUGAUGUCACUCCAGAAGAGUACUUGGAUGCCCUCGAGCGAGCAUUUGGAUCUGCCGAGUCAGGUGAUGACUUGUAUUUCGCUUUCCGUUUGUUGCAGCAGCAAGAAGGAGAAAAAUUGUCAGAUUUUUUAAGGAGACUGGAACGUGCCCUAACCAAAGUGGUUCAGAGGGGUGGCAUACCAGCUGACAUCCGAGAUCGAGUACGUGUUGAGCAAUUGCUGAGAGGUGCUGUUGGUGCUGACAUGAUGUUGCUUCAUUUGAGACUUCGAGAGAGAAAGACAAAACCGCCUAAUUUUCUUGAGCUGUUAAGCGAAAUCCGGGCUGAAGAAGAAUAUGAAGCUUCUCGGUCUAAAUUGACCACAAGGGUACAAAAAAUCAGUACAAGUGUAGAAACAGAUGGUAAGCAUAAAGAGAUUCAAACUCUGAAAGCUGAGAUUAAAGAAUUAAAGUCCCAGUUUGCCACUAUGGUAACUCAGUCGCAGCCGGUGGUAGACCAUAAAUCCACCUCCAGUCUUAAAACAAAUGCCAGUGACGUUCAACAGGAAGGAGAAAUUGCUUUCCUUAAGAAGCAAGUGAGGAGCCUACAACGGAAAGUCACAGGGAAAAACUGUCACCAAGAUGGGGUUUUAGCUCUCACUCUGAAGGCGAGUACUCCAAAGAAACCACUGGUAAGUCCAGGAAAGCAGUGCAAUGACCCCGAAGAGUAUUUUUGUUACAACUGUGGAGAGGAAGGGCAUAUUGCCCCACGAUGCCAAAAUCCUGAGGAUAAGGAUAAAGUAAUUCAAAAACUGAUUCGGUCAAACAAAAAUGAAAUGGGGACAAAAAGAAAUGCCCUCAGAAAUGGAAAAGAGUAA
Carassius auratus (goldfish) is the source of this 1461-nucleotide messenger RNA. Its product is annotated as paraneoplastic antigen Ma2 homolog. Gene Ontology annotation, molecular function: zinc ion binding; nucleic acid binding. Bases 1 to 1461 code for a protein of 486 amino acids. Lineage: Eukaryota; Metazoa; Chordata; Actinopteri; Cypriniformes; Cyprinidae. The record is from RefSeq and is a predicted model, not a curated record. The transcript has a single exon.